CCUGCCCGCCCGCCCGCCCGCCCGCCCGCCGGCUGGCUCGCCCGGCGCAUCCUCGCCGCCAUGCCCGGAGAGGCCCGCGCACCUGAGACAGAUGACUCUCGGAAUAUCUCCACUCCCUCUACCCCAAGUGGCGAGGCUCUGACUCCGCUGCAGAUCUCCCCGAUGGCUGCCUCUGCCUUCCAGGCUGACCCUCCGCUGGAUCCCCUCCUGUGCGGCAAAGGAGUCCCCGCCUUCCUGCCGGCCAAGAAAGAAGACCGCCCUCAGCCUGAAGGAGCCAGCUGUGACGCGGCCGUUGGCGGUGCGGCUGCCGGCCUGGCGGCCCUGACUGAAUGCGGGCACGUUCUGAUGGAACCAGACCCCAAAGUCCUGGAGGGGGUCCCAAAGGGUCUUGGGGCUCCUCUGACGAGUGUGGACAUGCUGGACACCAGGGUAGUUAUGGGGGAGGAGACACAGUGCCUCGCUGAGGAGGAAGAUGCGGGGACGGCUGAGCUGCAGGCCCUGGAGGCGGCCAUCUUGGAAUCCAGCUCCAGUGAGGCCGAGCAGGAUGAGGCGGACAAUCAGGCCCUGGAGGCCUUCGAGGACCUCCCCGUGCAGCCUCCCCGUAAGGUAACGAAAGGCUUGAGUGACCGUCAAGCUUGUCUCUCUCUGCCGGGCCUGCAGUCUCCAGAGCUGAUGGCAGCGGCACCCCUCUCUCAGGGUGACCCUCUGGCCGACGUGCCUUUCCCGCCUCCUGCACUUGCCAAAGACCUUCCUGAGGAGCUGGCCGAGGCCCAGCCCUUGCCUCUCAAGACCACGUGCGGCCUGGACCCCGAGCUCUACUUCACGGCUCCCUCAACCCCCAUCAAGACUGUCUUUCCCCUCCUCAGGCCUCCCCCUUUCUCCAAAGACAGUCUGAGCGAGGAGCCCGGCGACCUGGACAGCGAAGGCCUCUGCUCCACGCCCACCUCGCCCUCGGGGUCCUACAUCACUGCGGAGGGGGGCAGCUGGGCCUCGUCCGGCACCGCCAGCACCUCCCCGUCCUGCUCGCCAAACCUCAUAGCCGAGUCCGAAGCCAUGGAAGUUCCAGCAGACUGUGGCGAAUCUCUGCCAGAGCUGGAUCUUUCCGAGGGGCUCUUCAGAACGUCGUGUCAGUCUCCUCACCUGGAGAGAGAGGUGGCUUUCCGCACGCUGUCUUCCAGCACUUUGGUUCACGCUUUGUUUACCGCUGAGGACGACGAGGGUGUAGACGACGGGCAGACGACACCCGAGGAAGACGGAGACGACUGGGGUUGUGAAACGGCUGCUGCGAGAAUGGACUCCUGGCAUCCGGAACGGGAGAUAUUGUCAUGGCCGAAGAGCAGCGGAGGCUCUGCGGAAGAAGCAGCAGAACGGAGCCUCGAGGGUUCGGGCCACAGGAUCUUCAAAGGAGAGAGCUCGCCUGCUGGUGAUACUUCGGGAGAGCGUGUAGAACCCGCCCCCUCCCGCUGCUCCCCAGCUGCCUUCUCAGGGCUUCCAUCCGAGGGGCCGGCCAGUCCACCUGGGGUCUGCUCCUCUGAUGCCGACGUAUCUGGCAGGCUGCAAGCAGAGGUGGUCACUUCCCCGCUGGACGAUGGUGCGGUUAGCACGGAGAACGACCCAAUGAUCCCUGCGCUGCUUCUGCCUUUCCACGGGAGCCUCAUCUUCGAGGCAGAGGCCAUGGAAAUAACGCUGUUCCCCCAGGGGGAGCCGGUGGAGAACGACGUUCUCUACAGCGCAGAGGAUGACGACAGCACGUCUGCCUCCUUCCUCCACUCCCUGUCAGAGACGUCCAUCAACGAAGGGGUCGACGAGUCCUUUGCUUUCCAAGACGACACCUCCCAGUCCUCCGACUCGGCCUCCUACAACGGGGAGGAAGAUGAGCGGCUGUACAGCAUAGAGCAGUACGCUUUGGUCCCGGAUGCCGCGCAGCAAGAGGCCAAACCCCCCGUGGAGGACCCAGGGAUGGAGGCGUCCCACGUGGGCAGCGAGAGUGAGAUGGAGACCUCGUCGGACGCUUACAACACUGACGAGGAAGGAUCUGCGUCUGCCGCCGGAGGGAAAGCGUCUUCCCAGGGCCGACCGCAAGAGAACAAGACAUCCCAGGAGGAGCAGAUCCCAGGGAAUUCGAACCUUGAGCUCGCAGGCAUUGCCGCGUUGCAAGCUGUGCCAGAGCGAGAGGUCCCUGGUGAUGCUUCUGAAUGUUCUGGAAGAAGCAGCUACGCUGUUUCUCCCACUGGUCCAGAAAGGGGGUCUCCUCUCCAGCAGGACCCCACCGCAUCUCCUGGAGCGCCCGUUUGCAAGGAAGAAGACUCUCAAGGCGAAACGGGCUCCUCUUGCAGCUCCUUAGAGCAUCAGCCGCUCUCUGAUCUGCGAGAGGCCCCGGGAAGAGGCGUCCCUGAUUCGGGGGAAUGCCUGAUUGCUUGUUUCGAUACAGAUGAUGAAGCAGAGAACCUGCCUCCUUUGGACAGCGCCCCAGAAAGGCCUCAGCCAGCCAGUCAAGUGUCCGGUGAAUGGAUCGGCCAUGUUUGUGUGGGAGCUGCCAUCCCUCUGGGAUGGUACCCAAAACCAUACCAGCCUGUAGAGCUCUCGGCCACGGAGGCCACGGACUCACCCACCUUGGACAUCGCUGCCAGGCUGAAAGAAUCGGAAGAACGGCUGCUGGAACUCCUUGACCGAGACGAUGCUUCUGAAGGAGGCUCACCGGAACUGGGAAGGCAGGAUAGUGGAGUGCUGGACAUGGACCCAGAGAAGGGGACAGCUCCGUUUGUGUCCUUCCUCAAAUCCUCUGAGGCGGCCAUCUUGGAACAGCCAGAAGUGACUCGAGCGGAUGAGCCUGUGGGGGAAUGCCUGUUUGCCUGUUUUGAGUCCGAGGAUGAGCUGGAGGAAGCUUCGUCGCUGGAUCUGAUGAACAACAAUGAGGAUCACAUGGGGGUGACCUUCUCUGAGGCAGAUCCACAGCUCCUCAUUGGGUUAGAUGAAGCCCAGGAGAACACUCCCCUAGCUGCCUCAGAGGUGAUCGUGGAGACAGCAGCAUCUCUGCCUCAAGGAUCUCCUCUGCCCCACGAGAGCAUCCGGGUGCCUCCUGAAGACCUGGGUUGGGACCUCUAUGGGGCUCGGAAAGGUUCAGGAGAGCCUGAGGUGGAAUCCCAUGUCGGGCAGCAUCUUUCCAGCCAGAAGCAGGACUCAGGCAAGGACGCCCCUUCUGAACCUCUCCAGCAGUGCCCAGAGACCAAAGAGUUCAACGUGAGAGGUCCUCAGACCACUGAGAGCUGCCACGUGGCGCAUGGAGCUCAGGACGUAUCUAGAGAGCAUGAUGAGCAUGAGGGCUGGCUGGGAGGAGAAGCUGUUGAGCCUCAGGAAGCUUCUGAGAUGAUGGAAGAGGGACAGCAGUUGUCUACGUCGGCCUCAUCAGACCAGAAUUGGGAUACUCCUUCAGAGGAGGAGGAAGUUACCUCGGAAUAUGAAAGCGGAGCGUGGCUCAAGGCAGACUCUGUUUCCGAAAACACUCUUAGAGGUGCUGCCUCCUGUCUACACCGACUUGAAGCUCAACCCGUAAUCUCGGAGGCCCCGGGGCUGCCUGACUUGGUGUCUCUGGAGCUGCAGGGAGUCAGUGCUCCUCCAAGGGGCCUUGGACAGCCCAACCUGAGAGAUGAUAAUAUGAACCUAGUGCCAGCUCAGGGCAUUGAGGCUACUGAUGCAGUGGGUAAGACCAGUGGCCGUGGGCCAUUCUUGACCGAUUCUGGUGAAAGGAGGGGGUACCAGGAGAACGAGGUGGCAACUCCCAGUAUCGUGGCUGAUGUGGCCACCAGUGAGCCCAUUGAACGGACACAGCUCGGGAGCGCCCGGCUUCCAGAGCCCCUGACAGCAACCAACGACGCUGAACUGUCCACGCCACAAACAGCCGACUCUCUGCUCGCUUCUGAAAAGGACUGUUACUUAGACACCAGCGCUCAGAUCAGUGGGGCCUUUUGGAGCAGUCCUUCUGCAGAAAAGAGAGGGGACCCCCCCGUAAUCGGGGCCAGAGGGCUGCAGCUAGCAGAGAAGACGUUCGCUCAGGCCUUGCUUCAAGGCCUCACGUCGGCUUUGGAUCCUGAGCUCCUGUGGCAGGGAAAAGAUGCGGCCAAGUCUUCCUCAGAGCUGCCGGGGGUCUCUCCUUCACACUCGAACGCGGACUCCAGCUUCUUCACCGCUCUCGAUUAUAGUUCCAACGAGACCAUUGUGCUGGCUGCAUCUCCGGACUCCGAGAGAGCAGAUUGGCUAACUCCUGAGCAAGCCAAGGGCAGCGCAGUGUACGUAGUGGAGGAGAGUCCUCCUCUGCAGGAUCGGCGGGCAGCAGCCUCUGAGCCGGGGCCCCUCCUGUUUGAGCCGGAACCGUCAGCUGAGACUGAAGAGGGUCCUCCUCAGCCAAACGUGGCCGUGUGUCCGCAUCACGCGGCUCUUGCUAAAGAACAGGGCUUGGCCAGCUCGCGGCGUGAAAAGGCGCAAAAGAACGCAACGUCCGUGUCGAGUCGUAUCCAGCCUCUUUUCUUUGCUUCUGAAGAGGAGAUAUUCUUGGCCGAGCCCAAUCUUGCUCCGCAGGGCCACCCCCAGGCCGAAGCAGAGCAUGCUGGAGCAGCAGACUAUUCAGGGACCUUGAACCGUGGCCCAGCCGUGGCUGAUUCUGAGACUGUUGCUCUAGGGAGCUCGCCAGCCACGCGUGGCCGGCUCGAACCGCCUGGUGCCUUGCUGCAGCGUUCUGCUGGAGCGGUGGGGUCUCCGGAUGUCCUCACCGAUCAACAACAAAUAACCAGCAUACUGCAAGGGUCCUUCGGGAGCCGGAAGGAGCAGAGAACGGCCGGCGCUUGUCUCAAGAGCAGCCUGCCGGUAGCAGAAGCACAAAGUCUUCGUGGCAGCCUUAAAGGGGGCAUCUUGAAGAAUUCCUCUGGGAAACCUAUGCCUGACUCAGCGGGAGUCAGUCACCUAGGAGAGGCGGGCACUUCGACUCCUCUCGGGGGUCCCGCCGCUGGCCAAGACCACAAUGCCCCUUGGCCGACUGAGGAAGGAAAAGAUGGCGACCCGCUGGAGGCAGAGGGACUUGAGACUGCCCCCGAAGCUGAAGGUGCUUCCCCGUCUUCACAGGAAACCCCGAAGGGCGGCAGCUGCUCCCUGGUGACGUCUGUGUCGGAAGAGCCUGCCAAAGAGGGGAUCUGUUUCCCCAAAGAUGUUGGUGGGCCUCCAUCUCUCCGUUUGCCCAAGGAAAUGCCCCUUCGAGCCCUGGAUGCUGAUUUGUCAGCCAAAGUGGGAAACAGGGAGACCCCGGAAGAGACCACAGUACAGGACACCACAAGAGCCACUGGCAGCCCACUGGUGGUUGAGGGCGGGCAGGAAGGCGAAGCAAAAGCCGAGCCCUCGGAUGGUGCUGAAGGCGUGGGACCUCCUGUCGUGGAUUCUGCCACCUUCCUUCCUUCCGACUCCCCUUCCCCUGCAUCGCAGACCCCUCAGCCCCCCGGAGCUAACUCAGAAACGCAACUCCUUGCUCCUCCCGCGCCAGAGCUACCUGCAUCUCUUCCCUCGGAGCUGGCGUCUGUCUCCCCGCCUCCUCCUGCAAGCUCAGAGUCCCCCCAAGUGCCUGUGGUGUCACCCUCACCGAUGCCGCUGCCUUCCUCGAAGAGCCCGCCCCCAGGUCCGGUGCUUGCCUCCUGGCUCCCUGCUUCUUCCACAAACCCCGAGGAGGAGCCCACUUGUGCUGAAGAGACCCCCUUCCUCCUGCAAGACUCCAAGAAACCUCCAACGGAAGUCCUUCAGAGUGCUGGACCGUUCAUGCUUGGCCGAGACCAGCUUGCAGGUAGCAAGGAUUCCCGAGGUCGGAACCGGUUGCCUGGGAACAAAGACUCCAGAAGCAAAGACUCCCUCUCUGCCAGAGAGAAGAGAGUCGACCGCGGGGCCCUGCUGCUUGAGUCGAGCUCCUCCAGCGAGAGGGACCUGCCCUACCGCUGCCCAGAGAUCGAGAGCCUCAGGGAAGCCACUGGGAUGGCCCUCCUGGGCGAGAAGAAGCCCUCGGUGGGCAGGGGAACCCACGAAGCCAACCACAAAGAGUCCGGGAACGAUUCAGAAAGCAAUGAAGGGUCUCUCCCUGAACUGGAGGAGCCGGAGGUUUCAGAACCACGGACAGCUCAGACACAGGCACAACUAACACACCCCUUGGGAAUGGGCGAAGAAUCCAUCAGCAAAGCGAAACAGAGCCGGAGUGAAAAGAAAGCACGGAAGGCCAUGUCCAAGCUGGGACUGCGGCAAAUCCACGGCGUCACCAGAAUCACAAUCCGCAAAUCCAAGAAUAUAUUAUUCGUGAUCACCAAGCCGGACGUCUUCAAGAGCCCGGCUUCCGAUAUCUACAUCGUCUUUGGAGAGGCCAAGAUUGAAGACCUCUCCCAGCAAGUGCACAAGGCGGCUGCCGAGAAGUUCAAAGUCCCCAUGGAGCACUCGCCUUUGAUCACUGAAGCGGCCCCCACCCUCACCAUCAAGGAGGAGAGCGAAGAGGAAGAGGAGGUGGACGAAACCGGUCUGGAGGUGAGAGAUAUCGAGCUGGUCAUGGCCCAGGCGAACGUGUCCCGGCCCAAAGCAGUGCGGGCGCUUCGGCACAACAACAACGAUAUCGUCAACGCCAUCAUGGAGCUGACCAUGUAGCGACUGGCUGGCAGGUCUCCCCCCACCCCCAGCCUCUGCCCCCCCCUUCUGUAUAGAUGCACAGUUACUUCUAUCCAAUACAGCUGUCAUUCGUAAGGACUGCAAAUUACUAGUCCUGACUCUUCUGCAUUUGAGGCUGCUGCUGCUGCUGCUGCUGCUGCUCAAUAAACAGUAUAUUCACCUGAACUGCA
Molecule: messenger RNA, 6851 nt
Organism: Sphaerodactylus townsendi
Lineage: Eukaryota; Metazoa; Chordata; Lepidosauria; Squamata; Sphaerodactylidae
Product: NAC-alpha domain-containing protein 1-like
Exons: 9
Coding region: 61-6660 (2199 amino acids)
Biological process (GO): protein targeting to membrane
Cellular component (GO): cytoplasm; nascent polypeptide-associated complex
Source: RefSeq, a predicted model, not a curated record